Molecule: messenger RNA, 2469 nt
Organism: Trypanosoma theileri
Lineage: Eukaryota; Euglenozoa; Kinetoplastea; Trypanosomatida; Trypanosomatidae
Exons: 1
Coding region: 1-2469 (822 amino acids)
Source: RefSeq, a predicted model, not a curated record
AUGUCCGUUAUGCAAUUGUCUGCGACUGGGCGUAUUGCCUGCGGUGGAUCUUUUAUUGAUAUGUACGGCGGUCGACCAGCAGCUAAUAUUGAAGCCGUACAUCCAACAGGAGCCCCAUCACCAGCACCACUCUCAUCAUGGAGUCAGUUCCCAACAGUCAAGAGAAUACGGAACGACUCUGAACAGCAACACACAGAUGCGAAAAUGCAUGCAGCGGGAGAACAUGUGGCUAUUUCUUUUUAUCAUCAUACCUCGUCUGUUUCCUCGCAGGAAAUGUUCUUUGCAGUGGGUCUCUUUCGCUGUGAUACUUGGGCACUGCAGUGGGCUGUUCGCGCAGACUCCAUAACGGCUGGAAAGCGUGUGUGUGAGGUGUGCUGCCUAAGUGCACACACAGUUGCGUUCCUUGUGGGAGGAGAGGGAGGAAAAAAUGGCAAAAACAGUAAAAAAGAACUUUACAUCGCCACAAAGGCAGAUGUUCCUCGUACCACAAAGCGGGAAAACCGACAGUGGCGUUCUUUUCUCGCAGAUGCUCGUCUUGUUGUAACUGGAUUUGAAAGUGAGGAUCUAUGCAGUAUACAAGCUUUGUCGGCAACAAGAUUCCUACUGGUUACUGGUACAGGACGCCUUGUUCGCAUUACGGUAUCCAUUACUCCUGAGGUGGAGGUGAAAUCAACGGAGGUGACAUUACUCUCAUUAAACAAUACCACAGUGGAAUCUCGCAAAAAUGUUUCCUUCAGAAUGGCAGUCUCAAGUGCAGUGGGGAAUAGUUCUGAAGAAUUAACAUAUGUGGCCGUGUUUACUCCUGGUGGACGUGCCUGUCAUGUGUUGGGACUUAUAGCCGCAAAGAAAGAAACUGUAAGUAAGCCACAUAUCAUUUCUAUUCCAAAGGGUACAACGAUAGAGCGAGUGGAGUUUGCUGGACCACAUAUUCUUUUGGUUACACUUCUCUAUACUGAUACCAAGACAUUUGGGUUUCACUUUACUUGCCUGGUACCACCAGAGUCCCCAUCUGAGACCUCCUUCUCAUGUGUUUCCUUUGAUGCUAUCCAUAUGACUGCCCACCGUGUGCCUGUAAUGACAAUGUUCAACCCAGAAAAGGAAAUGCAUAUUGUGGUGACUGACCGUCGUCAUUAUGGUGAAGGCCACACCAGUAAAGAUAGCAACAAGAGUAAUAAUAAACAUGAUAAAAAAGAAGGUUCAUGGUGGACACACUUGGAGUACACGGAGUUGCCACUGCAGGAGGGACCCUACACAAGAGAAGUUUUGCAAUCCGCAACAUGGCAUUCACUUCCUGAACCAUUUCAUACCCGUAUUCCCACAUUGGGUGGAAAAGGGGGAAAUAACAGAGAAGUGGAAGACGACGAUAAGGAGGAAGACAGUGAAGAUGCCGCUGCAGAUUAUCAACAGGAAUUGGCAAUGUUAAAUCAACGUGGAUCAAGUGGACUCUGGGAACAGGUUCGACUACACUAUCCAUUGGCAGCAAAGACUUCUUUUUCUUCUUCUUCUGAUGCCUCAGAGAAGUCAGUCCCAACAGAAGAAGGUAAUCGUGAUGUAUCUAUUACAGUACUUGCAAUUGAGACAGCCCCAUUUGUGCAUACACGUUUAGUAAAACAAUGGCACAAUGCAGCACGUGGACUGCGGAUUUUACUGGACGGUCAAUCUAACAAUUCUACAGUGGGAGGACUUCCAUCUUUUGCCAUUGCGUGGAAUCCACAACACAUGCGUCGAUCAUUACGUCUCUUUACUCAAGAUGGACUCCGUCUUUUAUUUACCAAAAUGGCUCUUACCCUUCGUGGUUCUACAGAAGAAGAAAACGCGGCAACCCUAUUCUACGGAGUAGCUGCUACUGCUGUUACUGAUAUGGCACUUCAAAUCAUUACGCUCUCUCGUCAGGUUGGGGCACAAUUACGACAGGAAGAUGUAGAAGUGGUGGUAGAGUUACUACGAGCCUCACGUGCGGCAGGACACUUAAUCGUUAACUCCACUUCUCGCAGUAAGUUAUUACUUGAAAGUGCUGUGAGAAGUCGUUUGGCCAAUCAUGUUUUAACUGUGGAAAAGAAGCGAAACCAUGGUUCUAGUGAUGAGAAUGGAAAUGAAGAAAAAGAAGAAGAAGAAGAGGAAGAAGGGGGGACAACUUUCUAUAAUCUGCCUAAUGAACUGCGAGUGGAGCGGGCUCUGCAUGUCCGAUAUGCUCCUAAUGCAUGGACACAACAACUCCGUGUAAAGAGUAGUGAUCAUGCUGCAGCAGUGGCAGGUGCCAUUCAACAUUUAAAGACUAUUGCCCCAUUACUUCAACAACAACAAGAACAACAGGAAGAAGGAGAAAAAGAAGAUUCAUCUUUACAUAAUGGGAAGAAAGGAAAUAUUGCAUUGUUGCCGGAUUGGGUAAUGUUGGGUCAAAGAGCACAUCCUGACAGCGCCUUCACAGAGUAUGAGUCUGUGUUGUUCCACACCUCCAAACUUUCCUAG